This is a messenger RNA of Salvelinus sp. IW2-2015, 490 nucleotides long. RefSeq names its product up-regulator of cell proliferation. Lineage: Eukaryota; Metazoa; Chordata; Actinopteri; Salmoniformes; Salmonidae. Gene Ontology annotation, molecular function: GTP binding; protein binding. The record is from RefSeq and is a predicted model, not a curated record.
UAUUUAGGCAGCCUUUUCCACCUGUAUUGUGUGGGAUCUUGUUUUUGUGUAGCUACCUGUGGGCAGCACAGAACGUCAUGUUUGUGUUUGAUUGAUAUGUGACCAGACCAGUCCUCUUCAGGAUUGUGAGGUCUCCUCUCUGAGAGUUAUAAUGAGUUAUCAUCAGGGGGCUGAGGGUGGAGCCAUGCCUAAAGAAAGACGUAAGGAUGGGUCACCAAACAAGGAUCUUGAUGAUACCAUGGACCCUGAUAUGAAGAGGGGCCAAUUAGAGAGAGCAGAGUCUAUUUCCUCUGGUAAUCUAUCAAUGAAGAGUGGCGAAUCCAUGGAUAUCCCUAUUAGUUUCAAAGGAGCAGACUCUCUACAAAACAAAGGGCCAGGAGAGGUACCCUGUGAUGUCUGUGAGGUCCAAGCUGUGAAGUUCUGUCAGACCUGCACUCUCUCCUACUGUGGGACCCACGUUAAGAAGCACUACACACUACCUAAAAACUAA